Messenger RNA from Brassica napus (rape), 1927 nucleotides. Its product is annotated as F-box/kelch-repeat protein At3g27150-like. Lineage: Eukaryota; Viridiplantae; Streptophyta; Magnoliopsida; Brassicales; Brassicaceae. Gene Ontology annotation, cellular component: cytosol. The transcript has 3 exons. The record is from RefSeq and is a predicted model, not a curated record. Bases 409 to 1710 code for a protein of 433 amino acids. Gene Ontology annotation, molecular function: protein binding.
AACUAUUUUCUUUCCUUUUUCUAUAAGCAUAUUCUCACUCUCUCGCACACAGUCAGACACGCAUACACACACUUCACGAUAUAUAAUAUCAUAAACAUAGCUUUUUGCCUUUUUCGAGUUUUUACCGGCGAUUUCUUGAAUAUGAGUCGUGUAUGGUUUUGUCGUUGCUCGCUUAUUGCAGAAAAAAUAAUAAUAAGUCACUGCCUUUACUGCUCCAAUAUUUUUAAAAAUUAGUAUUUUCUUCUGGCAUAUUCUAAAUCAAGCUUGAAUUUUCCCUGCAACUGAGGGUGGAUUACCUUCCUCUCUUUGCAAAAAGAUGAAGAAGAUUAACAAGAAGAAGAAGAAGCAGAAGGAAAGAGAAGAGAGCUUACUAACAUAUUUUCUAGGGUUUGUCUUCCCCUAGAGGGAAUGUCAAAGGCGUACGUAGUAGCAGAAGGGAUGGAUUAUUACCAAGAAAUGUUGACGUUAGGACAAGACCACACCGGUCGUAUUCGGGCAAGCUCGAGCAGGUCCAGACCAAGGAAGGUACGGAUCCGUGAAUACAAGAUUCCGGAUCUAAACGCAGAUCCUUGUUUGGAUAUGGAUGAAGAAGACACAGGAGAGGUGGUAGGAUUCAGACCUCAGGAUGCAGAUUAUUCACUAAACGUUCCUCAGCUUCCUUACGAGCUAGAGGUCGAGAUACUCGCACGCCUCCCGCGUUUCGAGUAUUGGAAACUUAAGUUACUUAACAAGCGUUUCUCGCGUUUACUAAAGGAAGGUAAAAUCUUCAAGGUGAGGCGUGACCGCGGCGUGGUUGAACCGUCUGUCUUUAUGCGGUCCCACGGCGACACGAAAUGGACUAUGUUCGAUAAGAACUUCGAGAAUUACCAGGAGGUUCCGGAGCUUCCUUUACCUUCCGACAGCUCCUUCUUCCUUGGAGAUAAAGAAUCGCUUUGCGCUGGAACGCAUUUGAUUGUCACUGGGAACGAGGGAGAGAGCAUCGCUUUGUGGCGGUACGAGCUGGAGACGAGCAAGUGGUUCAAGGGCCCCGCAAUGAUCACGCCGAGGAUCUUGUUCGCUUCAGCUACGUGUGGGAGCGUUGCGUUUGUAGCUGGGGGGUUGAAAAUGUAUGGAGACACGUCUAAGGAAGUCGUGAAUGAAGCCGAGAAGUACGACUCGGGGACCAAAACGUGGACGCGUCUCCGUGGAAUGCACAAGAGAAGGCAGUUCUGUUCCGGAUGUUUCUUGCGUGGCAAGUUUCACGUCCUCGGUGGUAAAGAUGAAAACGAUAAGAACCUAACUUGCGGAGAACGUUACGACGAGGGUACAGACACUUGGGAACUUAUACCGGACAUUCUUAAAGAUACGUCAUUCUCAUCUAUUCAAUCACCACCGCUUCUGGCGGUGGUGAAUGAAAAUCUUUACUCGCUGGAAACGUCUGCCAACGAGCUCCGCGUUUACGAUACAAACGCAAACGCCUGGAAGAAGCUUGGGGAUGUACCUGUGAGAGCUAAGUCUAACGGAGGAUGGGGCGUUGCGUUUAGGUCUCUUGGAGACAAGCUGCUUGUGAUUGGAGAAUCGGUGGGACCUUCCAGGACAGAGACGAUGUCCGUUUACACGUGUCGUCCCUCCGCUAAUCCUGAGGAGAAGCUGCUUUGGGAGGAGUCUAAAGGCUGCUGUGGUGUUAAGCUCAGCCAUUUUAUCUUAAACUGUUGUGUGAUGAUUGCUUAAGGGUCUUUUCUCUGGAGCAAACAGAAAGUAACUUUUGGUUUUUGUGUGUGUUUUUGAAUAAAGCAAGUUGUAGCGUCUCCAGACGCUGAGACUUAAUCACUGUUGUGUGGAUUGUCCUUCUUGUUCGGCGUUUUGCGUCUUGUGUGUUUCAGUAAACGCCGGUUUGUUCUUAAUUUUGUGUAAUAUAAGCUUAUAAGCAUCUGUGUGGUUUAACUGA